CGAUACACCGCGCAGUGUUGUUUGCCUCGUACUAUGAAAAUGUUACCGUGCUCCUCGCUUUUCAUGAGCAUUCAAAGGACGCCUGAAAACGAGGCACGAACGUUGGAAUAUUGUUUCAUCACGAUACAAAUCGGCAAAUGAAGAGGGCAGUGAUAUAGACGUUGGGAAACGGAACAGUGCUCUAUCUGAAAUUCGGGGGUUCUUGUAUCCGCGCUUUGCCGUGCCUUCAUUGAUUUCUAAGUCACGCUGCGCGCAAAAAUCCGGAGGUGUAACGUGAUUGUUGUAUUAAUGGAACUACGUACAUCGCGGAAGUGUGCACGUUCGAUGAUUAAUCACAGAUAAAAGAUUACAGUGUUUCGCAUUGAAAUCAGACUCAAACACGGGACUAGUUUUAUGGUUGUGACCGGUACGUCAGAUGGAUGUAUUACUUCAAAUGGAAUAAUGUUAAAUCGAUCGAAUGUCACGAGAAUCUUAAUUCAAUUAUGGUUAUCUAAAUUUUGAAGUAAUCCUCUUAUCGUUCAGUUUAUUGCUGAUUCGUGACUGAAUGACACAUCAAUCGUUCCCGGGCAACAAUACCAUUCCAACGAUCAUUCCCUGUCAAACAAAUUUUCGAAUAUACCAUCAUGCUGUAAGGUGAAAUAAUUCAAUUAAUUGAUAUAGUCGAUAAAUAUAAUGUCUUCGAGAGCAGCUGUUGCUGCAAAUCAGUCAGAAAUACGGUGCCAUCAAUGUAUAAUACCGUGGAAUCGGUUUUCUGUGAGAGCAUCAAGUUAGACAAAACCUUUCUUAUAACCAUCGGUGUGCAUCAUCGACAUCGACAAGCUGAUGAUUGACGAAUGGCUCGGACUGAGUGGGUUGAUCAUCGUUAACGACACGCCUACAUUUCGUAUCGCCGAAGAAAGCAUUCGAAGGGAAGAGACAUUUGAAAGGUGCUGCAUUUCGCGGAAAUCUUUUAUCAACCAGAUGGUUCGUGGCAGUAAUGCCCUCGUCGGAGGAGGAAAGCCAGUGGCUCGUUGGCAGCGGGGGUGGUCUCGCAUCUUCCGGCGGUGGCAUGACAUCCGGAACUGGAGAACGUACAGUCAGCAUUAAAGGAGGACUGUACACCGAGGAGAUGUCGACGCAACCAGCGAACGUAAAUACCGCAGCUGUGAACGCGGCUUCAGCCGAUUCCGCCGAACACGAUCUCAUCGACUCCACCGGCGACGCAACACUUUUGGCACAAUUUCACGAAGACGCUAUUAAGCAGGCUGGUGUUGGUUAUUUUCAAGUACUGGCCGCUGUAUGUACAGGCUUGAGUCUUGCAGCAGAUACCGUAGAAUUUUUUGUUGUUCCAUAUAUUUUACCAAGUGCAGAGGUUGAAUUGUGUAUUGAGGAUAAUGAGAAGGGAUGGCUCAGCAAUAUUACGUUGAUGGGUCUUGCGUUAGGUGGAUUAUUCUGGGGUGGUCUGGGAGAUAGACUUGGAAGGCGUAGGUCUUUGUUAUCAGCAAUGUCUGUUCAUGCAUUAUUUAGCUGUGUUGCUACAUUUAUGCCAACUUAUGGUACAUUUAUGACUGCUAGAUUUUGCUCUGCAAUUGGUGUAGGAGGAUCCUUACCACUAGCAUUUGCAUAUCUCGCAGAAUGCUGUCCAAGACUAAGCAGAGGUCGAUGGGUUGGCUUACUUGUAGCAGCUGGAGCACUAGGAGGGGUAUAUGCAGCUCUUUUAGCAUGGGUAGUGGUUCCCACAACUGGAGAAAUGGUUGUUCUUGAAAAUAAAGAGCACUUCAGUGCUUGGCACCGUUUUCUCUUACUCUGUUGUUUACCGGCAUUAUGCUCUACCAUUGGACUUAUUUUUAUACCAGAAAGUCCUAGAUAUUUGAUAGAAGCAGGAAGAGAUGUGGAAGCAAUGAUGGUUUAUCAGAAAAUAUACAAGAAAAAUAAUGCACGGAAGGGAGCAACAGGUGCACAGUAUCAACUUUCUGAAUUGGAGCUUCCAACAAAAAGGCCUCGCGGCUUGGCACCACCAUCUCCUACUAAUCACACUAGUGUUAUGGCUGACAUAAUUUAUUCUAUUGAAAUGUUUUGGAAUUCUUUUCUGGAGCUAUUUAUAUCACCACAUUUACGUAUAACCAUAGUGCUGAUAAUUAUUUGGUCGACCGUAUCAUUCGGAUUAUAUGGUCUCAUGGUAUGGUGUCCUGAGUACCUCAAGCUUCUACGUGCUACGGAAUAUAAAGCUCAUACCGAGUUGAUUUCUGAUCAAGAGUAUACAGGAAGGGUAUUUAGUGGUUCCUUAGAGAAUCGUCAGUACAGAGAUUCGAUCUUUUUAAACUGCAAAUUUACAAAGAUGGUAUUUAGCCAUGUAGACUUCGACAAUUGUACUUUCCAGUCUGUAGAAUUCAGUAGCAUAAAGUCCAGUAAAACUCAUUUUACAGACAGUGUUAUUGUAUAUUCGAAAUUUGUGGAUACGGAUCUAUCUGCGCAAGUUUUUACGAGAUGUAAAUUGGAAAACAAUACGGAAAUAAGUUUAAGCGGGCCGUGCCCGACACUCGAUUUGGAUUACAAUAUUUAUAUAGAAGAAGCUCUACACGGUCAUCUCGUUGCUCAAUUGGCCUUUGUGCCUGCUGCUGCUUUAGCAGGACUAGCACUCACUAUUCUUCAGCGGCCAAAAAUGAUUGGUAUUUCAUUAUUCUUUUCCUCGGUAGCUGCGCUAUGUUUAAUUUUAGUGGGUACAAAUAGUUCGGCAGUACUUGGCUUUGAAGGUGGCUUUAUAGCAAUUUUUGCUAUUGCUUGGACGUCACUGACGUUGGUUACAGUCGAGAGCUUCCCUACCCAUUUGAGGUGUACUGGUUUUGGUUUCGUGGCAGCUGUUAUAAGAAUAUCUGGUUUGAUAGGAACUACGACUUAUAAAACUUUAGUCGGCGCACCCUUAAUUGCGCCCGCACUGUUGACUGCAUUGCCGUUGUUAAUAGCUAGUCUUGCAACGUUUAAAUUGCCCCACACUCAUACAGUUUUCUUAUAAGGAUCUUACGUGUAAGUGAAAAAGAACACAGAGGUGCCGUAAGAGAAACGUUUCUAAUCUAUAUUUUAAUGAAUCACUUAUAAACUGCGCUGAUAUUUUUACUCAAUACACUCACGACAAGAAAUAUAUCAAGAUAUGUCUUGAAGUUUGGGAAAAUUCUUCAGAAAGGUUUGAACGAAAAUUGCAAGUGAAGUGUCUUGAACAAGUGCGAAUGUUUCAAUUUGCAAGUAUAACAAACAGAAAUUACUUGUUUCCAUGGAAGUGUGACCUCGUACAAAGUGACAUAUCUUAGUUAAAUGGAACGUGAAAUUGCGGUCUGCGAAGAAGUUUGAGUAUUUAAAGCGCACAGAUAUUAAGGAUUAAUCGUCUCAUACGCUAGAAUGUGGACAUUUUAGAAGAUUUUAAUACAUGUGUUUUAAUCAUUAACGAAGAUCAUUGUUACUGCAGAAAGAUCUUUGAGGAAAAAGCGAAAGACGUAUAGAGAGAUUCAAUAGUUAAGUCACAUUAUACUGAUAUUUCAUGUAGGACUUAUACUCCAAGAUUUCGCUCCAUCUAACUUCAAGUUUAAUAUAAGUCAUUCUGCGACUCGUUCUCAAGCCAGGAAAGUUGCAAAAUGCACAUGUCUGUUUGUAAAACUAUUUUAAUAGGGCUAUAGCCAUGAAACGUGUCAAUUUUAAUGGAUGUUAAGAGGCUGGAAAUCGUCAUCCAUACUGAUACGUCAAGACAUAACAAGAUUGAAACCCUAAAAACUUUGCUUACUGAAAAUGCAUUUGAAUAUCCGAGAUAGAAGACAUGGAAUGUUAUCCAUAGCGUAUAGAUGUUUUUUUUCUUUUGUUCAUUGUUAGGCUAGAGAAGCUGUGCAUGAUUCCAGAGUUACUACUUUUUAAGCAAUUCGUUUGAAAAAGUUUGCCAAGGACAGUAUCGUAGAAAUUUUUAUAUUUACAAUCGCUCCAUACGCUUUUGCUACUUGAAAAAUUAAAACGUAUAUCGUAAGAGAAUAGGUAGGAAAACCCGAAUCGAGUGAUAGCGAACUGUUUUUACUGUGGGAAGACAGUAAUCAAGUGAACACAUUAAGUACGUUUGCUUUUUACCGAUUUACUAGCUUGCAGAAAAUUUAGAUGCUAAACUCAGCUAAUCAAGAGGCAUUAUCAAUUUAACGAGAAAUGCAAACGCUGCCGUAUGGAUCCUAAAUUCUCAGCUGAAGACUUGAAAUCGAAAAAAUAGAAGCUUGAGCUUCGUUUAGUAUAAAUCUAAGAGAUUAUUGCCUCUAGUCAACUUUCAAUUGUCUUUAAGCUUUCAUGAAGCGUUGAACUUUAAAAAUGCGUCACAGACUUUCUAACACUUGAAAACGAAGUAGAACAUUAUUUUCUACGGAAUCGUAUGGGUGUAUUAUUGUCACCUUAAUUGUAAGAGUCGCUAUUAUAUUUACGGAAAAUUUUGCUAGAAUUUUACUGUCGUCGUGGGGUAACAAAUCGCGAUGGCGAGCCAAAGCUGAAAAAAUACUGGUUCCUCAAAACGGACAACUAUUCUUAGGCAAUAAGGACGUAAAGUAACUUUUAUGAAGCGGUUAUCGAAAUGUCUCAUUCUUAUUGAAACUCAAAAUAUAUCACUAAAUAUUUAAGCAAGUUUAUUAGUGAAGUAAAAGAACAAAACUGCUGUUGGCAAACUUAAUCAGAUAAGAAAUUUACGUCCUAUCAUGGUUAGUGAAUUUUUUCAUAUCAAAUUGUUGGCAUCCAAUUUAAAAUGAUAAUGUUAAUGUUGCGGAUCGAGUUCUGCGUGUCGUUUAAUAGAAAUAGAAACGAGUCGAAAGUGCUUCGUUGGUCGAACAAAUUUUAAUUAUAGCAUCGUCGCACCAGAAACUCGAAAACGUUGCUCGUUCCUACUUCUACAAACUGUAUUUGUGAACUUGGUAGUGAAACGAGCCUGUGCUGGUGUUCCAAUUCAGAAACACAAUUAACGACACGAAUAUACAAAUUUCUCCUUUUCUCUCACUUAAAGAAAACAGACGUAAAUUGUCGAAGUUUCAAUCUCUGCUGAAGCGAAAUUUUUAUUUAAGCCUCACUUAAAGUCGGGACCACAUAAUACUGAUAUUUAUAGACUUUUAACUUAAAUACAAUCACGAAAAAAACGUUUUUUUUUCUAAUGUUGUUUCUAUUAGUUAGUUAAAAAGUAUCAAUAUGAAUUUUGUUUGAAAGAGGGUUGCCGGCACACGCAGUUCCACAUUAUUAAAUCGUUGCUACAGCAUUACAUUCAUUGUCGCCAGUAGAUAACACACUUUACUCAACAUAUCACUUAUGAGCGAGCACUCUAGAUUCGUAGGCUUCGAUUAGACUAUUGACUAGACAUGUUUAGAAGUAUGUACCAGCAAUCGUAAAAGAUGAAAUCCUAAAUCGGUAAAAUAGCAGUAUAAGUGAGUGAUGUGUGUGCGGCCGCAUGUGUGUGUCCAUAAGUGUGUGCAGAAAAAGUGUUAAGAUGGUUGUCCUUAACUUCUUAACCCUUUCGCUACGACGCUAAUGUCAAAUGAAAAUAGAGUAUUCCAUUACUUCAGAUACAGGGCUGCUUUUAAGAAUCGUGAGGCAUAGGUGAAAUAUUUUUGACAGGGGCCCACUAGUUCUGUAUUAAUGAAUCGAUUAAUUAAAAAUAUUAAUAUUAUUUCUGAUUUAGAAAAAAAUUUAUUUGACAAAGCUAGAAUAGAUUAUCCUAGCGUGAGAUUAAUUAGAAGAAUAGAAUUAUUAUUUGCAACUUUAAAAAAAAAAAUAGUAUUUCAAUUAAUAAUAUAUCAAAAGGUAGCAAACUAAUGGUAGUUGUACCAUGUGCACGAUAAUUUGCAAUGGAUAACUAGUCGAUCAUGCCUCCAGAUCGUUUCGUGAAGGUGACUAAACUAGUUAAUAGUAUUCGCAAAUUGCGUUUAAAAAUGAUAAUUAAAGUUGCCGUUAAUAGCGAAAGGGUUAAAAGUUAUGUUUUAGAAGUUUCUUUUAACGAGUUCAGUCAAGCGACAACGAUGGAUACUUUAUUUCCAUGGAUUGAUUUUAUCAGCAGAUGAAACCUUGUGAUUAUAGUAAUUGAAAAAUAAUAUCUUAAAGCAAUGAAUACUCAUAAACGCUGAUCGAGCGACAUUCAGUGCAAUACUAUACUUUUAAGCGUAAAUAUCAUUUUUAUCUUGAAGAACAACGAGUGCACAAGUGUACGAAAUGAAUUAGUUCUUUUUUUUAUCAUGUAUUGAUUUCAUAUAAUUGCUCAGAAUAUUUAAAUUACAUUACUCAAACUAAUUGAGGAAAAACAUCUAUUCUAAUGACUUUACAAGUAAGGUACCUCAAUGCUGUAACUUGAACAUGUUAUGUAAGUUAGAAAUUCAGUACAUAUCUUACUCUAUCAAUUAUAACAAAAAUUGAUAUUCAAUUUAUUAUCCCUAAUUAUCUAAGGUUGUAGUCUAUCAAUUAUUUUUAGCAGUUCAUAUACAGACUGAAGAUGAAGUUUAGUUGCUAAUCACCAUAAUUUUUUUAGAGACUUUCUUAACUCAGAAAUUUGUAAUGUAUAAUUAUUUAUUAGGGGAAACAUGUAUAUUUUGGUGAUAGCAACAAAAGAGUCAUCCAACUCGCUGGUCUUUUUAGAAUUUAAUUCUGGUUGCACCUUAUGCCUUAUGCUGAAUAAAAUCCAAGGGAUUUUAAUAUUUUUAGCACUCGAUCCCAAGUUAGAAUAAAUAGGUUGUUUUAACAACUAUUCCUUUAAAAGGAAAGAUGACAUCAGUUUUACUAAAUUUCAGCUACAUUGUUUAAUCGCGGCACUUUAAUAUGCACUAUAUUAAUAGUCGACGGAAAAAACCUUAAUUUUAAUUAAGGAAAUAUUCUUGUUUUACAUAACAUGUUAAUAUAUUUAUGAUGAUUUAUUUUAUGGGUUUGGAUAUUCUAAGAAUAAAAGGCAAUACUAUUCAACAAACUAUGCAACCAGUAUUCAAAACAAAAAGACAACAUGAAAUUAUUUGUUCAUGCGUUGCUUAUUGAGAAACAUCACCCACCAAUUGGUUUAAAAAUUUAUAAGAAUAUUGUACGUUAAUAUUGGAAACAUUCAGUUUAUGCAAUAGAAGAUAUUAUCCAUAUCAUAGAACAAAUUAACAGAAAGAUUUUUCUUAAAACUUUGAUGAUUAAAGAUUUUAUUUUCAUCUCACAAAAGUAGUUUGUUUGUUUCAGUAUAAAUAUGCGUUUCGUAAACUUUUUAGAUAAAGGACAGUUUGCUUCGACACAAUAUUUACUGCAAAAGGAGAAAUAAGCUUUGAUAUUUCUUGUUCAAUUUUGAAAACUAAUUAGAUCGAAAUUCAAAAGACCAUUUGUAUAACUCCUAAGACGCUUCUACGAGCUUUUUGAAAUAUAACAGUGGCUGCUAUUUUUUGAGUAGCUUUUUUCGAGGGACCCAAAACAGGAUACAAAAGAUUACAAUGAUUCGAUGUUUUAUACGAAUAUGAAUCAUGAUGAUGAUCAAUGAAUGAUCAAUUCAUUGAUUUGUAUUGAAAUGCAUACGAGACGAUCGUAAUUAUAGUUUUAAAUACAUUCAUAUCAAGAAUACUGUUUAGAAUAUUAAUUGCCACGAUGGAAUUUGUAUAUAAUUUAUAAGAAAAUGCAUAAGCUCUUUAGAAUUUGAUGGCAGUACUUAGUAAAUUAUUUGUAACAUUAAUUGUUAUUAUCAUUAUCGUUUUACUGAUCGAUCGUUUCAAUUAGAUUCGAUUUCUCGAAAAGUUAUUCGAAAAAUUCUAACAUGCCCGUAAAAGGCACAGAUUUUGAGGGCGUCGGAACUUCGAAUAUCUUUAGAAUUUUGACAAACGUAGAAGUCGAUUAGGAUUGAUUACGAGGAAUAUCGUGUAUUGAAUGUAUAACAACGUGCAGAAAAAGUAUUCGAUACAUCAAUGUCAAUAAUUGCAAAUUAAGAAUCGAAUUGGAUGACCUCUACAUAAAUACUACUUAUGUUGUACUUUUUUUAUUCUACCGUGAUUCAAACGGAAAAGGUGAGAGAAUCGUUGAAAGGAAUAAACUGAAUUCGUAACAUC
Messenger RNA from Hylaeus volcanicus, 8030 nucleotides. RefSeq names its product synaptic vesicle glycoprotein 2B-like. NCBI's taxonomy places the organism in Eukaryota, Metazoa, Arthropoda, Insecta, Hymenoptera, Colletidae. Gene Ontology annotation, molecular function: transmembrane transporter activity. Gene Ontology annotation, cellular component: membrane. The record is from RefSeq and is a predicted model, not a curated record. The transcript is spliced from 11 exons. The coding region runs from base 977 to 2992 and encodes 671 amino acids. Gene Ontology annotation, biological process: transmembrane transport.